GGAGAGGGGCAUUGCCGGACCCUGUUUACCAAACAUCCUGUCAAGCCAGCUGUUUUGAGAGUGACUCGUGAAAGUUCUUGAAUUCGGAUGAGCCUUAGCAGAACGGCAUUUCAGAACAGUUUUUUAACACCUCUCGUGAUAAGAAGAUCUGUCAAGAUGAUUUGGUCACGCGUUGGGGUUCUGGCGAUUUUACUGAUUUCUCUAGAGACGAUUGUUUGUGAUCAAACUCCAUGCGACCAUCGGAUCAAGCUGUCCAACUGUCGGAACAACGAACUCAACUACGAAGUCGAGAUGGACGGACCGUUCGGUGACAAGUACAUCGUAGAGCAAAAGGUGCGUCGGGUUCCGAACGAGCGCACUCUGGUCAGCCGGAUGAACGGCCAGCGGACGCAGUUCCGGGACUGGGUUGGGUCGGUCUUUCCCACCUGGAGACCCGGCCCACUGCGGCAGUUUAUGAACGGCGGACGGCAGCGCUCGUCACGAACGGCCCCUGGAACGAGCCGCAGAGCGCGGGCCAAUCGGCUGAGACGGCCACGCCAGGGUAGGACCGGAUCGCGACGGGCCGCAAGGAGGAAUCAACGCCUUUGAGGCUGAGUGUUUGUUGUUUUAUUAUUGUUUAACUUGUGUUGUUGAAUGAAUUGAAGAUUUAAUAAAGAAGUA
Culex quinquefasciatus (southern house mosquito) is the source of this 660-nucleotide messenger RNA. RefSeq lists its product as uncharacterized. Bases 88 to 588 code for a protein of 166 amino acids. The transcript has 2 exons. The record is from RefSeq and is a predicted model, not a curated record. Lineage: Eukaryota; Metazoa; Arthropoda; Insecta; Diptera; Culicidae.